This is a messenger RNA of Sycon ciliatum, 2968 nucleotides long. Its product is annotated as mitochondrial tRNA methylthiotransferase CDK5RAP1-like. The coding region runs from base 295 to 2133 and encodes 612 amino acids. Gene Ontology annotation, molecular function: methylthiotransferase activity; 4 iron, 4 sulfur cluster binding. Lineage: Eukaryota; Metazoa; Porifera; Calcarea; Leucosolenida; Sycettidae. Gene Ontology annotation, cellular component: mitochondrion. Gene Ontology annotation, biological process: tRNA modification; negative regulation of cyclin-dependent protein serine/threonine kinase activity. The transcript is spliced from 16 exons. The record is from RefSeq and is a predicted model, not a curated record.
CAACCUGUUUGAAUUGAAAGCAACAUACACAGCUACAACAUGACUGUAUUUGAGACACGAUUGGUAUUCUUUCGUAGUGCUUGAUACCAGGUCCAGGGUGUGAUCCCUGUGCUCCACCUUUCUCUUCUGGUGAGGUUAGAGGUGCUGUGCUGUCCGUCUUUAUCGUAGCUUGCGUGACUGACGCUCUGUUUCAGUGUUGGAAGGUCAAUGCAUUUUCGUUGAGAGUUAGUGUUUUGGAAAUAUCUGGAGUUCACGGUUUCGUGAUUUCUGUUUGACUGUGGAAAGAGCAGCGCCAUGCUCAGCAUCCCUCGGUGCGCUCGUGCUGUUGUUGGCCGACUGCCGUCGCGUGCACAGCUCUUCAAGGUCACACACCCAACAUGCACACCGCCGAUAUCUAGAGCUUGCUGUAGCACGGCCAGCACAGCUGCUGCUUCGAACACAUGCGGUACACCCGUAGAUGACAAUGCUCCAUCCGGCUUCAGUAAAAAGCUUAAAGAUGGCCCUUCCUUAGCAGAUUUCAUGAGUUCAGAGACUGGUGUGCCUGGUGGCGAGCUAUCUCGGUUGGAUAGUGUGGAAGAAGUGCCGUACCUGUCGGCUGAAGACCUGGCGGGUAACGAGAGAAAAGUGUAUUUUGAGACGUACGGUUGUCAAAUGAAUGUGAAUGAUACCGAGAUUUCUUGGGCACUCCUGAAGAAAGCUGGCUAUCUCCGUACAAAUAAUGUCGACGAGGCCGAUGUAGUCUUAAUAAUGACUUGCUCCAUCAGAGAUAAGGCUGAAAGGCGGAUUUGGACACGAUUGAGGAACCUGAGACUGGACUUUAGUCGAAUUCGUGGCAAGCUGAAUCAUGUAAAAGUCGUAUUGAUGGGCUGUAUGGCUGAGCGUCUCAAGAAAGAGGUUUUGGAGACAGAGCGGCUUGUGGACGUCGUGGUUGGACCAGAUGCUUACCGAGAUCUUCCGCGACUGCUGGCAGUGGCAGGGAGUGGGCAAAAAGCUGUCAAUGUCCAGCUAUCACUCGAGGAGACGUAUGCUGAUGUCACGCCAAUUCGACUCAACCCGGAGAAAAGUGGUGCAUUUGUUUCCAUCAUGCGUGGCUGUGACAACAUGUGCAGCUACUGCAUAGUACCGUUCACACGUGGCAGGGAACGCAGUCGCGACAUGGCGACAAUCAUAGAUGAAGUCCGCUAUCUCUGUGACCAGGGCUUGAAGGAGAUCGUCUUGCUCGGACAGAAUGUCAACAGCUAUCGUGACGUAUCCGAAGAAUCCUUCCAGAAAUUCGGUGUCAAGAUGGAUCCGACGCACAACAGUGCGGGUUUUAAGACUAUCUACCACAACAAGGAAGGUGGCUUGCGCUUUGCUGACCUCCUGCACAAAGUUGUACAGGUCAGCCCGGAGGUUCGCUUUGGUUUCACAUCGCCUCACCCGAAGGAUUUCCCGGAUGAGUUACUGGAUGUUAUAAAUGAGAACGACAACUGCUUCAAGUAUGUUCAUAUCCCGGCCCAGUCAGGCAGCACUCGUGUUCUCGAACUCAUGAGAAGAGGGCAUUCUCGCGAAUCCUACCUGGAUCUCAUUCAGCACAUCAGAAAGAAAAUCCCAAGAGUUCGGCUGUCUAGUGACUUCAUUGUAGGCUUCUGUGGCGAGACGUAUGAAGACUACCUGGAAACUCUGUCCCUGAUCGAAGAAGUGCGUUACGACUUCGGAUUCUUGUUUGCGUACAGCAUGCGGAAGAAAACGCACGCCUAUCACCGCAUGCAGGAUGAUGUACCACAGGAGGAAAAGAUGAAGCGUCUCCAUCGCAUAAAUGAUGUGUUCAAUGCGAAAGCCUUGGAACUGAAGAACGCCUAUAUUGGAGAUGAAGAGCUGGUUUUAAUUGAUGGGGACAGUGCAAAGUCCACCGAAUUCUGGGCUGGGCGUGAAAGUGGAUUCAACGUCGUUGUAUUUCCGAAGACUUCAGUUCCAUGCGCGUUGACGGGAGCUAGCAAUGUGGAGUUGAAGAAAGGUGAUUUCGUCAAGGUCAAGAUAACCGAUUGUAACAUGAAGACGUUUCGUGGCGCGGCUAUGGAACGCACAUCAGUGACACAUUUCUGGCAACAACGCCAUCAGCAGGCGCAUAACAACUUGCUCGUUAGUGCGUAGGCCCACCUGCUCAGCGUCGGUACGGCACUUCUGCUGCUUGUGCUUCUGCUACUUACUUUUUGCCUUGCGUCCACGUGUGUGCAUGCAUCGGCAAUGCCCCUGUGUCACCAGCACUGUGGACUUGUGAAGUUGUGCUGUUUUGUCUAGCUGUGCUACCCGUUCUGUACAUACUGUGGUGCUGCCAGUGCGGCCCUGCGGUUGCCGGCCCCGUAUCACCUGUAAUCUACACGAUUGCGUAUGCUUAUAUCUAUAUUUUUAUUUUUAUUAUUCUGUUGCCUGACUCUGAAUGUACAUACUUUGACUAUCAACCCAGCAGUACUCUUGCUGCCGCUUGUGUACUCCAUAGUACAUAGUACAGGCAGAGAUACUCGGUCCUGGUUGCAUGCAGCUUAUCAUUAUUGCAAGACAGUAUUCAGUAAGCCACAGAUCACAGCUGUAGGACUGCUCGCCGAACAGCAGAACAGGAUAUUGAACGGCGCUGUACCGGUAGCUGCACUUGCAUUCCAUUUCCUCUUGCUGUUCAGUGCUGUCGGUUCCAACGAAGAUGCAAUGCUGCAGUUGGUAUGCAAGGCGUUGUUUGAUAGUGAUCAUUAUGGUGUCCGCUACGAGCACAGGAAUAUAGUACUGUACUUUGGGACGGGCACUUGGUCCUCGCAUCACUGCUCUGUGUACAGGCACAAGUAUGUUUCCUUGCUGGUUUCAUGAGUUGAGCUCAAAUCGGAGUAAUAAUAUGCACGCUGUUCUUCUUGUUAUUUUAUAAUGAGUUUCCCACAUGUUCUGUGGGGAAAGGCUCACCGGCAUGCAUGCUACUGCGCAAUGUCACGAUCGAAACUUG